Phyllostomus discolor (pale spear-nosed bat) is the source of this 6705-nucleotide messenger RNA. RefSeq names its product zinc finger and BTB domain containing 1 (gene ZBTB1). Gene Ontology annotation, biological process: regulation of immune system process; negative regulation of transcription by RNA polymerase II; regulation of cytokine production. Bases 355 to 2496 code for a protein of 713 amino acids. The transcript has 3 exons. The record is from RefSeq and is a predicted model, not a curated record. Gene Ontology annotation, molecular function: protein binding. Lineage: Eukaryota; Metazoa; Chordata; Mammalia; Chiroptera; Phyllostomidae.
AAGGCUGGCGGACGCCGCAGCGAACUGGUGGGCAGACCCGGAGUCGCCGCGUAAGCGGGGCCGGCUCAGUGCGGUGCGGCAGGCGCGGCUGUGCGGCAGCGGAAGUCCUUUGUUGCAGCACAGUCCCUGGCAGAGCCAGAACCUCUCCGCGCUGCCCAGCCCGAGCGCCGCGCUUCGCCGCCACUGCAGCUCGCAGCCCCUUCGCCUCCGCCCGCCUUUCCCGUGGCUGAUUUGCCUUAAACUCCCUAAAAUCUCCGCAACCUCGGUUCCCGCUGCGGCCGAAACUGAUCUGAAGAUAUAUAAUCCAGAGUGUUUGAAGAGGUAAUGCAGCCUAAGGUCUCUAAUCCAUAGAAGAUGGCAAAGCCCAGCCACAGCAGCUACGUCCUUCAGCAGCUAAACAACCAAAGGGAGUGGGGCUUUCUCUGUGACUGUUGUAUUGCGAUUGAUGACAUUUACUUUCAAGCACACAAAGCUGUGCUAGCUGCUUGUAGCUCCUAUUUUAGAAUGUUUUUCAUGAACCAUCAGCAUAGUACUGCGCAACUGAAUCUCAGCAAUAUGAAAAUUAGUGCUGAGUGUUUUGAUCUCAUUUUGCAAUUUAUGUAUUUAGGGAAAAUUAUGACAGCUCCCUCCAGUUUUGAGCAGUUUAAAGUGGCAAUGAAUUACCUACAGCUGUACAACGUUCCCGACUGCUUAGAAGACAUACAGGAUGCAGAUUGUUCUAGUUCAAAAUGUUCAUCUUCUGCUUCUAGCAAACAGAACAGCAAAAUGAUAUUUGGGGUAAGAAUGUAUGAAGAUACUGUGGCUAGAAAUGGCAGUGAAUCCAAUAGGUGGUGUGCAGAGCCAAGUUCAACAGUAAAUACACCACAUAACAGAGAGCCUGAUGAAGAGUCUUUACAAUUGGGUAAUUUUCCUGAACCACUAUUUGAUGUAUGUAAAAAAAGCUCUGUGUCCAAAUUAUCUACUCCAAAAGAACGUGUGUCACGACGCUUUGGACGAAGUUUUACCUGUGAUAGUUGUGGAUUUGGCUUUAGCUGUGAAAAAUUAUUAGAUGAGCAUGUGCUAACCUGUACUAACAGACAUUCAUACCAAAACACGAGAUCCUACCACAGAAUAGUAGACGUUAGAGAUGGAAAAGAUGGUAGUAUCAAGGCUGAAUUUGGUGAAAAGGAUUCUUCUAAGACGUUUUCUGCACAGACAGAAAAAUACAGAGGAGACACAAGCCAGGCUGCUGAUGAUUCAACUUCAACCACUGGAAGCAGAAAGAGUAGCACAGUGGAGUCUGAACUAGCCAGUGAAGAAAAAAGCAGAGCUGCUGAGAGGAAAAGAAUCAUUAUCAAGAUGGAGCCAGAAGACAUUCCUACAGAUGAACUGAAAGACUUCAACAUUAUUAAAGUUACUGAUAAAGAUUGCAAUGAAUCCACUGACAAUGAUGAGUUAGAAGAUGAACCUGAAGAGCCAUUUUAUAGAUAUUAUGUCGAAGAAGAUGUGAGUAUUAAAAAGAGUGGUAGGAAAACUCUAAAACCUCGGAUGUCAAUAAAUGCUGACGAAAGAGGUGGUUUAGAAAAUAUGAGGCCUCCUAACAACAGUAGUCCAGUACAAGAAGAUACUGAAAAUGCAUCUUGUGAGCUGUGUGGACUCACAAUAACCGAGGAGGACUUGUCAUCUCAUUACUUAGCCAAACACAUCGAAAAUAUCUGUGCAUGUGGUAAAUGUGGACAAAUACUUGUGAAGGGCAGACAGCUCCAGGAACAUGCUCAGAGAUGUGGAGAACCCCAAGAUCUGACAAUGAAUGGGUUAGGAAAUACUGAGGAGAAAAUGGACAUGGAAGAGAAUCCUGAUGAGCAGUCUGAAAUAAGAGAUAUGUUUGUUGAAAUGUUGGAUGAUUUUAGGGACAAUCAUUUCCAGAUAAACAGUAUCCAAAAAAAGCAGUUAUUUAAACAUUCUGCCUGCCCUUUUCGGUGUCCUAAUUGUGGCCAGCGUUUUGAAACUGAAAAUCUAGUGGUUGAACAUAUGUCUAGCUGCCUAGACCAAGAUAUGUUUAAGAGUGCCAUCAUGGAAGAAAAUGAAAGAGAUCACAGACGAAAGCAUUUCUGUAAUCUCUGUGGAAAAGGAUUUUAUCAGCGAUGUCACCUAAGAGAACACUAUACUGUUCAUACGAAGGAAAAACAGUUUGUGUGCCAGACAUGUGGAAAGCAGUUUUUAAGAGAACGUCAGUUGCGACUGCACAAUGAUAUGCACAAAGGCAUGGCCAGGUAUGUCUGUUCCAUUUGUGAUCAAGGCAACUUCAGAAAACAUGACCAUGUACGGCAUAUGAUUUCUCAUUUAUCUGCUGGUGAGACUAUAUGCCAGGUCUGCUUUCAGAUAUUCCCAAAUAAUGAACAGUUGGAACAGCACAUGGAUGUUCACCUGUACACAUGUGGAAUAUGUGGAGCAAAAUUUAAUUUGAGGAAAGAUAUGAGAUCACAUUAUAAUGCCAAGCAUUUGAAAAGAACAUAAGUCAUUUUCUACUGUACUAAUGUUUAGUUGAUAGCAGGCAAAACACCAAAGCAAAGGAUAUGAGCUAUUUAGAAAUUGAUUUUCUAAGAUGAAUUGUUGGAAAAAUUCAAGGCCCUUUUACUUUAAAUAUUUUUGUCUAGGAUCUUAAGUAUCUAUAUUUUAGGUGUUAUUAAAUGUUUAUCACUUUUGUUUUAAUAGAAUUCUUUGUUUUUAGUUUGUUUUAGCUAUGAUUAAAAUUACUUUUAAAUGUAGACUACAAGUGGUUGUUACCCCUUUAAUGACUAUUAAACUUUAGUUUCGUAUCAAUAAGGUGAUGACUUCACUAUUUCUAUUUUUUGUCAAGGUUAUUCUGUGAAAUUUUAAACCCAACAUUAUUGGCCAUUUCUGUUUAAAUUUAAAAAAAAAUUUAAGCUUAUUAGUUAUUUGAAGCUAUCCCAUUCACUUUUAGCUUUUUUUUUUUCCUUUUGGCAAGUUAAACAGUGAUUUAGCCACUGUUUAUUCUUCCUUCUUAUCAGUGAAAUUCAUAUUCUUAUUAGGCAGGUUAGGUGCACUGAAUCUAACCUUGAAAGUUGACAUGGGCUCAAACUUGGCCUAAAAAGAUGGAUGGACCUAAGGAAAUUCCUAUAAAUGAGUAUUUUCCUAUAACUGAUAAAAUAUUAUCAUUUAAUAAUCACAUUUAAAACUUAUAUUAAGUGUAAAACCCAAUGACUUUACCCCAUUUGAGAAAUUCAUGGGGACAAGUCGUUUUGUUUUGUGAUAUUAAAUUUAACUAUGAUAGUUAAUUAAAAAGACAUAUCUUGUAUUCAUUUAAAAUAAUUUAAAAUAUUUUGAUUUCUAAAGUGUGUUAGUUUAUCAAUUAUUUUUGUUUAUAUAAAUAGAUUUUAAUAGUUCUCUAGGAAUAUGACAUCUAAAGGAUAAUGAUUUUUUACCUUUAAAAUUACAUACUUUUGGAACUUUGAGAUUUGAGAAAGCUGCCAUGUAUAUUGAUAAAGCUAAUAAAAUAAAGAAACCAAUUACAAAUCUGGUUGUUCUAUAAAAGUAGAGUGUGCAAAAAAAUGUCUUGUGUUUUAUACUAUUUAAGAUUUGAAGGAAAUGUAUUGUGGCAAAUUGGAGUUUAUCACCAUGCUUUAUUAUUUUUUCUGUAAAGGACUACAAAAUUUGAGGACUAUAAUAUAAUCACAGAGCAUAUAAAUGGAAAUAGUUUAUCAUUUUUUUAGUUAAAGUAGUAUUGCUGUUAGUUGUUGCUGACACAGGGUCUACAUGAAUUACAUGUGAAUCAAAACACUGGCAAACUGACCCGCCAAUAAACACAACUAUUGAAUAGAAUGCCUUUCAAUGUGAAUUACUUGCAUUGUAAUACCCUUCUCAUAAUGAAAGGGAUUUUAAAUAACUCCCAUAUUUAAAAGUAUAAUUUUGUGAUUAUGAACAGCAUUACUCUUUUUUACAUCAGAUUUUUAAGAUAUGCAAGUUAUAUUUUUUGUAUACAACCUGAGUAAAAGAACAAAUUGCCGAGAGAAUUGAGAGAUCACUGACUAGCACAGAUUUAGUUGACAAAGAAGUAUUAGAGCACAGUGUGAGCUCAGAGAUUUGUGGGGAGACCUUGAGGUGUUAAGAACAGGAAUAGUACAGGAGCUGUGCAGUAUUAAAAUAAUGGGAAGUUAAGAUGAGGGAAAUACAUAAAAAAAUAAAUGAUUUUUUAAAAAAGCCACACAGCAGAAAAAGUGAUUCAUGUUAGUCUUAGCUACAGUAGUUUAGCAAGUAAUUAAAUUUGAAAUUCAACUUAUAAUAAUGAAAUAUGCUACAUACAUUACUGAUAGGAACCUGAUAGAAGUUCUGUAACAAACCCAGAGACCAUCAGAGAGGUAAGAUAAACCAAGUUUCCAAAUUACAUAGUAUCAUAGUAAACAUAAUUUUCUUUGGGGCUACUGUUUUUUACAUGACCCUCAUCAAAAUGUAUUGCAGUGGCUUUCCCACCAUUAAAAACAGGGUUCUUUCUAAAUACUGCCACCACUACCAAUCCAUUUCCCAGAGGAUUGUCUCUAUUCCAUUAGGAAAGGGGACUUAAUUUAGUGUUUCGACAUGGACUAAUAGCCAACCAUUAGCAAGCAAAUAUAUAAACAUUAAACAUAAUCUCUAAUUUUACAUAACUGAGAUGUUUAUAGUUUCACAAAGCCACACCUCAAUGAUCUUGUUUUCUCCUAGUCUCAUGUUACACAGGACACACACCUUUUGUUUUGGAACUAGCUACAGGCCAGCAUUGGCUUCUUUAAAUGUAAUGUGCAGUUUUCCCAGUUAAGACAGAGUUCAUUUAAAGGCUACUUGCCUUUUAAAAUCAGGAAGAAUGAAAAAUAUCCAACACUUCUGUCCAGCCUAGCUUCUUCAUUUAUUUUUCCCUCUCCUGGGCCGGAGUUACAGCUCUGUAGCUUGCUAUUGUAUUGCUUCGCACCUUCCAGUGCUGUGAAGACAGGGAAUCAAAGUUAUGGAAGCUUGUGUGCUCCUCCUGCCUUUAUAAUUUGAUCAGUCUCCAAAUUUUAAAAUGAAAGGAAAAUCUAGGUAGAUAUGUGUGCAGUCUUGUUCCUCUUUCUGUCUUGAAACAGUCUUGCUUAAAAGGUCUUUUGUUCUCUAGCAAGAAAUUCUGGAGGAAGUGGAAUCAGUGCCUCACAAGCUUGCUGUGAAUUACAGUGCAGCUCAGAUGUUUAUAAUUCUUUAGUAAACAGGACUGGGAAUCUCAGAGAUUAGUAAAGGACAAUCAAGUAGCAGUAGACGAGAACUCAGUCUCAUACUUAUUUGGAGAAAUGCCUUAUCACAUAAGUAAAAUGGUACAUGGUUAAUGUUUAAUGUGUAAAGUUUGAGUGCAGACAAAAAUUAGAAGGAUUACAAGGGCUACUUACAAAAAUAAAAGAAUUAAAAUAAGGAGUUUGCUAGGGCACUCCAAGUACCAAUAUAAAAGGAAACUAAUAGACUGACCUGAAAAAUCAUUUAAGUAACAGUUGAGAGCAAAAAUAUGAACAAGAUAUAAAAGCUGAAUAAAAAAACUUGAAAUUUUUUGAGAUGAGUAAAGAUUGAAGUAAUACGAUAGGUUUAAAUACUUUGAUUAAAGUAAUUCAAUUAGAGCUAUAGAAUGCCUAAUGAAACAUUUACUAUGAACAUACCAAGGAUAUGCCCAAAUAUUUGAUAUAUCAACUUUUAUAUUCUGAAAAAGUGGGAAGAGAGGCUGGUGGUGGUUGGCAACCUUUUCCUCAGUUAAAACAAUACUUGUUUCUCUGAAUCACUUGUUAAGGAACUUCCAUAUUUAACAGAUCUCCAGAAAAUCCCUCAAAGAACCAGUGUAAUGGCUGUAUUGAACAAAACUUGUGAUCAUUGUUAAAAACUUAAUCAGUAUCAACCAAAAGAAAAAUAACUCAAAUCUGUAUGUGUACACAUAGUGAGAAUAAAGAAAUUUGGUCUUUUUUAUUAAUUUAAAAUGAGUUUUAUGAGUUAAAAUUCUUUUUUUUCCAUUAAUUUACUUUGAUCAGAUCCUCAUCUUUCCUCAUCACCCCCACCUCCUGUGUAACAAGUGCUUCACAGUGGUAAAUGCUAUUGCUCUGCAGGCACCCUAGCAUUACCAAGGCCUAGGAUUCCAGGGUCCUGAAAAGCUCUGUGGGAACAUAUGCUAAUGGAAUGUCUCCCGUCUCCUUAAUAUCUGAGGUGCAGUGAAUGGAGGGGUACCAGGAUGAAUGCCAGGGAGCUGAAAAAGAAAGUUAUAUUUGGUAUUAAGAAGUUGAAGCUGCAGACCAGAUUGGGAAACCCAUGAUCCAUCCAUCUUAGGACUCUCACUAGCAAUCCUUGCAUCCAUUUAGUUAGCACUCUUUCUACUCUGCUCUAUGAUUUACAUAUGUAAUUUUAAUUAAUCCUCACAGCCUUAUGAGGUAAGUAUCAUUGUGAUUUUCCAGAUGGGGACUGAGGUUCAGAGAGACUAUUUUUUCCCAAAACCACACAGAAACGUAAUACUAGAAUUGGAAUUUGAACCUAGACCUAUCUGAUUUCUACAUUCCUGUAUUUAACCACUAAGCUACAUACUCCACCUACCAAGAAAUAAAGGAAGGGCCUUUUCAGCCUAGGAACACAUGUGGUAAAGCUUCUAGAGACUGUACUUCUUGUUCAUCACCUGUCAUCUGCGGUGCCUGGUAAGGUAGCUGGUAAUAGUGGGGAAAAUAUAUCAGUCGAAAA